Clonostachys byssicola is the source of this 1518-nucleotide messenger RNA. The record is from the annotation of a GenBank genome assembly. Lineage: Eukaryota; Fungi; Ascomycota; Sordariomycetes; Hypocreales; Bionectriaceae.
AUGAACGACAUAGAGAAGAAAGAAGAGCCCCUGAAUAACGCACAUGAUGAAGCAAGCGCCGAAAGCCAAACAAUUGAUCACACUCAUGGUGGUACCCUUCACCGGGUUUACAACAUAUGGACAGCGACCCUUUACCAAGUCCUCAUGAUGGCAAGUUGGACCUGUAACGUUGUCCUCUACGACACGGUUUUUACUAUCGGCGGGCCGAUGAUGCUCAUCUACUCGACAAUCAUUGUGACACUUGGUCAAUGCCUGAUGAUGGCUUCACUUGGCGAACUCUGCUCCGUUUGGCCUUACGCUGGCGGGCAACAGGCUUUCACUAAAUAUAUGGCACCAACCAACGCCCGUCGUGUUCUAUCCUAUAUUAUAGGAUGGAUCGUGUUCCUGGCCGAGGUUGCCACUUCAGCUGGAUGUGCCAUGAACAAUGCUCAGCUCAUCGGUGGGCUUGUAAACUUGACCCAUCCCGAUUACGCAAUAACGAACUGGUUGACUUGGAUCAUGUAUACCACCUUCCUGCUGUUGUCGAUACCGUUUUCCAUGUCCCAGAAGCAUUUGCCCGCAAUUUCAGUGAUUGGAGGCGUCAUCACGCUCGCGGGGUUCAUCGCAUGGGCCGUUGCGUUCCUCGUCAUGGCACCCAAGAUGAGCGCAAGAUUCGUCUUCACUGAAUUGAUCAAUUCGUCCGGAUAUAACAGCGUCGGAUGGGUUGGCAUCAUGAGCUUUUACACUCCCGUGUACGCCCUCUAUGGCACGGAUGGCAUUCUGCAUUUGGCAGAAGAGAUGAAGGACCCCUCCACGAAUGCUCCCAAAGCUAUGAUCUGGGCUAUGCUCGCCAGUGGUGCAUCUUCUUUGGCCGGGGCUAUCGUUCUUGGGUUUACCUCUGGACACUGGGAGCAGUACAUGGACGCCGACUCUCCGCUUAUUGCCUGGUGGGUUGACGUUCUGGAGAGUGUUGCCGGUGGCAGCGCUCUCGUGGUUCUCCUCAUUAUCCUCCUCAAUUUCUUGAUCGUUGUCAGCAUCAACACUGCAGCCUCUAGAGUUACGUGGAGCAUGGCCAAGGACCGCGCCUUUCCGUUUUCCGACCGUUUGAUCAAGAUUAACAAGAGACUUCAAACUCCCCUUAACGCAAUUUUCACCACUAUCGGCUUUCAAAUUAUGAUUGGGCUCGUAGUUUUCGGGAGCCGGAAUGCUUUCGAGACCAUCGUGAGCUUGGGAGGAGUGGCCAUUCAAAUUGGAUACUUUGUUCCCGUUGCGCUGCUUCUUCUCAAGGGUCGGAGCGUCCUUCCUGCCGACCGAGCUUACAACCUUGGCAGGUUUGGCUAUGCCAUAAAUAUUGGAGCAGUGUGCUGGGCCGCGCUUAUCAUCAUCAUGCUGUGUUUCCCACUCGUCUUUCCCAUUACCUCUUCCAAUCUCUUGGAUAUGAACUGGUCUAUUGCUGUUUUUGCUGCAGCCGUCCUGCUCGUUCUCGUAGAUUGGAUUUUACGGGCUCGCUUUCACUACCAAGAUGAGAUUUCUAGCUGA